UUCUCUUAUUCUCAGUGGACAAACAGAAGUCAAACUUCAUGUAAUACGUGUAGCAUUUGCAAGGUAACAUUUCUAUCGUUUGUUUAACCGUUUAUUUUUUAUCCACGUCUCACCGGAUUCUCAAAUGAAUAGCUUUGAAGCCACUAACAGACACGUCCUGUGAAUAGAGGACGUCGAUGUUUCCGAGCGUUUUCCUCAAAACGUUGCAAAAUGAUGCUAAGGUUUUUGGCGUUAGCUGUGGUCUUUUGUGCAGAGUCUACACUCGGGAGAUGUGGGUCAGCGACAGUUCCGGACACCGCCAUUCAGCUAGACAGGCUCGUCUCGUUUCGUGCCAACAGAAAUGCAGCAAUGUGCGGGGUCAGAGCAUCAGGAGCCAUGUGCAGGCCGGAACUGCGGUGGAGCGUGCCAGUGUUUGCCCUUAAAGGGUAGCAGGGGGCAACCAGGGCCACUUGGACUGGUGGGAAGCAGUGGACCUGAGGGUUUCAUUGGGGGACCUGGGCCCACUGGCCCAAAAGGAGAAAAUGGUCAUUUUGGACGCAAAGGGCCCUCUGGACUAAAAGGAGACAAGGGCCCAAUGGGUGUUCCGGGGUUUUCUGGUAAUGAUGGUGUUCCUGGACACUCUGGGCAGGAGGGGCCCAGGGGACCACCAGGUCUGGAUGGCUGUAACGGCACGCGAGGUGACCCAGGGGACAGAGCCCGUGAUGGAUUUUCUGGUAUACCUGGAGCACCUGGACUCCCUGGUCGAAAAGGACAGAAAGGAGAACCACUUUAUGUAAAUAUACCAACCUCCAAUAUAGGACGCAGAGGUGAUGAUGGCCUUCCAGGUCCAGAUGGAAUUCCAGGUCCAAUUGGGCCCAGAGGUCCAGAUGGAUUUAUUGGUCCUCCUGGUCCAGCUGGUCCUCCUGGACCUCCAGGAAGUGCUGGUCAAGGAUACAAAGGGGAGCAUGGAGACAAGGGGGAUGUUGGUCUACCGGGACUAAGGGGCAGUCCGGCCGUUCCUUUUAACGCACCAGCGAUAAGCACUAUCAACAAAGGAGAGAAGGGGUUUAAAGGCUAUGCAGGUAAUCCAGGCCUUCCUGGGAGACCAGGACCAAUAGGUUUUACAGGUGAGACCGGUGAAAAAGGAAUCCUGGGCUUGCCAGGCUUGAGGGGUCCACCUGGUCUGAACGGACCUCCUGGGGCUCCUGGCAGAAAAGGCUUCUCUGGAAAUCUUGGGUUUCUGGGCCAAUCAGGCUUUCCUGGACUAAAAGGUGAAAGAGGAGAACCAGGUCCCCCUGGAUCGUACUUUCCUUCAACAGAUGAAAUUCCAGGUCCUCAAGGUGAUCCUGGCUUUGCUGGUUAUCCAGGGCUAAACGGAGAUCCUGGUCCUCCAGGAAUUCCUGGUCUGCCUGGUCCACCAGGAGUGCCAUCUUUUGUCACAGGUCGUCCAGGCAGUGCUGGGUUCCCAGGUAGUCGUGGACCCAAUGGCCAGAAGGGAAGCCCAGGUCGGGAUUCCUAUGGCCCUGAAGGUCUUGCCGGUAGUCCAGGACUUCCUGGACCCACAGGUCCACCUGGACCACCGGGCAAAACAUUAUCUGUAAAUCCAUUCGCUGUGGGAUUACCUGGACCUCUAGGUCAGAGAGGGCCACCUGGCGACAUAGGCUAUAAAGGGUUUAAAGGAGAAGAUGGCGACUGCAAUUGUUUGGGUGGAGCAACGACUGGUGCACAGGGACUUCCAGGGCCUGCAGGACCGUCGGGUUUCAUAGGACUCGGUGGUGCAAAGGGAGAAAUGGGUGACCCAGGAUUCCCAGGAUCUCGUGGACCACAGGGUCCAGAUGGCCGUGCGGGUGAGAUGGGCUUUUUUGGGCGUAAAGGAGAGAAAGGUAAUUCCUUCUUCCCCCAAGGUAGAGGACAAAAAGGUGACAUGGGUCAGCAGGGUCCUUUUGGGCCACUUGGAGCAAGCGGCAACCCUGGAAGAGAUGGAUCUCCUGGCUUCCCUGGACAGCCAGGCCCACCUGGAGAUCCAGGUUUUGGGGUUACUGGAGAUAAAGGUUUUCCUGGUAUCCCAGGGUUCAAAGGUCGUCCCGGUGCUGUUGGAGAUCCUGGUAUUGGCUAUCCUGGCGUUGCUGGGUUCAAAGGGGCACAAGGUGAUCCCGGAUUCAAUGGUCUUCCUGGAUCACCUGGACUUCCAGGGCCUGCAGGAACGCCACUGCCCUGCACAAUUCCUGGGGAACCAGGGGAUCCAGGAUUCGGUGGUCUUCCUGGGGUGCCAGGAACACCGGGUCAGCCUGGUUCCCCAGGAGUGAGUGUACGCCCAGGUUUUGAUGGGCCAAAGGGUGAGAGAGGAGAACCAGGCAUUGGAGGUCUUCCAGGACCUCAGGGUUUCUCUGGACCCAGAGGAGAUCCAGGUUUACCAGGAGUUACAAAUGCUGGCUUACAAGGGUCUCCAGGAAGAAAUGGUUUUCCAGGUGUGCCUGGAGCAAAGGGAGAACCUGGUGUGGUGCUUGGGGCCACCCCUGGAAGUCCAGGUCUUCCAGGAAGACCAGGAGAGCCAGGGGACAAGGGUCAACCUGGGAUGCCUGGUUUACCCGGGACCCCUGGUAUUGAUGGACGCAAUGGUUUCCCUGGUGCAAAGGGUGAGCGAGGUGUGAACGGAAUGCCUGGUCCCCAGGGUCCCAUUGGUCCACCGGGCGAAUUGUCUCCUGGGGGUAUCUCUGGACUCAGAGGGCCUGAUGGAGCUAAAGGAUUUCCUGGGCCUUCAGGUUUCCCUGGGCGGAAGGGUGUGAGAGGAGAUCCAGGGCUUCCUGGGCCUGGUGGGAUAAAAGGUGCCACUGGUUUUCCUGGUGUCCCAGGGACACAGGGAUUUAGGGGAAUUUCUGGGCCCCCUGGUCCUGGAGCACUUCCAGGCACACCUGGACGACCAGGAUUAAAGGGGGAGAGGGGAUCUCCAGGGUUGUUAGGAUUCCCUGGAUUUCCUGGUUCUCCUGGAAUUCCAGGUAAUCCAGGUGUCAAAGGUUCGCCUGGUUUUAUUGCUCAGGAUGGGUUACCUGGGAGUGAUGGAGCAAAAGGACUAAAAGGGGAUCGUGGUGCUACAGGUCCACCGGGACCCUCUCCUACAGUGGUUCCAUCUAAGCUGCAGGAAAAUGGUGAACCAGGUGUCCCAGGAAGCAGUGGAUUGCCUGGUUUCCCAGGGCCAAGAGGUGAUAAGGGUUUUUCCGGGCCACCUGGUCGUCCAGGAUUACCUGGACUGCCCGGUAUUGCCAACCAAGCAAAAGGUUUUCCUGGUCAGCCUGGAAUCCCAGGCAUGCCUGGCUCCUCUGGCUUCCCCGGACCCAAAGGAUCUCCUGGUGUCAUGGGUUUCCCUGGCAUGCCAGGACCGAGGGGUGAUGAUGGUGGACCUGGAUUUCAAGGGUUUUCAGGCAGUCAAGGACAGCUUGGUGCCAAAGGUGAGAAAGGUGAUUCGUAUUCAGUACCUGGGCCCCCUGGACCAAAGGGUGUGGUGGGAGAUCCUGGAUUCUCAGGUGGUCCAGGACUUCGGGGAGAACAAGGUGAUCCAGGGUUCCCAGGAGUCCCGGGAUACCAAGGCCAGAAAGGUUAUCCUGGAGAGCCAGGAGCACCAGGAUUUGGUGGCCCACCAGGUCUCCAAGGCAGUAAGGGUCUCCCUGGUUAUCCAGGACAGAAGGGACGUGAUGGAGAGCGAGGUCGUCUAGGAGCUUUAGGUCCAGCAGGAGAGAAAGGUCUACCAGGCUUUCCUGGUUUAGAUGGACUCAAUGGUCUUCCAGGAUCCAAGGGCCCCCCUGGAGUUCCAGGAGUGAUUGAAGGUGGUCAGCAAGGAGCUCGUGGUAGGGAUGGCCUGAAGGGAGAGAGAGGCCCAUCACGGCCCGGAGCCCCUGGCCUGCCUGGAGAGAGAGGAUUUAAAGGAGAGAAUGGUGCCCCUGGUCGACGAGGUUUACCUGGUAAUCCAGGCCCCCCUGGCCCACCUAGUCCUUCUAAUAUCCCAGGUCCGCUCGGAGACACUGGACUUCCGGGAUUAGAUGGACGAGAAGGUACCUUUGGCCCUCCUGGCCUCCCUGGUCCACCAGGGCCUGGAACAGUCCAAGGAGACAAAGGAGAUCCUGGAUAUCCUGGACUACCUGGUAUACCAGGAGCACGCGGAGACCUUGGUGGUUCUGGAGCACCUGGAUUACAAGGCAACCCUGGAUUCAAAGGACAAAGAGGUGACGCUGGUUUUAGUGGUUUACCUGGGCCACCAGGUUUUCCUGGAGAAUCAGGGGGUUAUGGCAUGAAAGGAUUUAAAGGACAGAAGGGUGAUCUUGGUCCUAAGGGGCUUCCAGGUACUGUAUACCAACCUAGAAACUAUACUCAAAAUAGGCCACCUGGGGAUUCCGGCCCACAAGGUUUUGAUGGGCCUCUUGGUCAGCCAGGAACACCAGGCCAGCCAGGCAGUCCAGGAUCCCCAGGUCCCAAAGGACUCAGAGGGCCAGUGGGUAGACUUGGUCCAGUUGGUACAGCUGGACCUCCAGGAAGUUUUGGUGAGCCUGGACCUUCAGGAGUCCAAGGACCCACAGGAACCCAAGGUACCUCUGGCCAACCGGGGUUGCCAGGUCCUCCAGGGUUACCUGCACGCAGUAGCAGUAUUGGUUAUACUCUGGUGAAACAUAGUCAGUCCACCCUGAUGCCCAUGUGUCCUCAAGGCAUGACAAAGUUAUGGGAUGGCUACAGUUUGUUGUAUGUGGAGGGACAGGAGAAAGCCCACAACCAGGAUUUGGGAUUGCCUGGUUCCUGCCUGCCUCAUUUCAGCACCAUCCCCUUCCUGUACUGCACAGUCAAUGAACUUUGUUACUAUGCCAGCCGCAAUGACAAAUCUUAUUGGCUGUCCACCACAGCGCCCAUUCCCAUGAUGCCUGUGGCAGAUCAGCAGAUAUCUCAGUACAUUAGCCGCUGCUCUGUGUGUGAGGCCCCUUCUCAUGCAGUCGCUAUCCAUAGUCAAGACCUCACCAUACCUACCUGCCCUCAGGGCUGGAGAAGUCUGUGGAUUGGUUACUCCUUCCUUAUGCACACAGCCGCUGGUGCAGAAGGUGGUGGUCAGUCUUUGGUGUCUCCUGGUUCUUGUCUGGAGGAUUUCCGUGCCACACCCUUCAUUGAGUGCAAUGGUGCCCAUGGCACCUGCCACUACUUUGCCAACAAGUACAGUUUCUGGUUGACCACGGUAGAGCUGUACAAUCAGUUCAUUCAGAGUCCAUCCCAGGAGACCCUGAAAGGAGAGCAGUACCGGUCACGCAUCAGUCGCUGUCAAGUCUGCAUGAAGAUCUUGUAACUUCUGUUGAUGCUCAACAGGACAAAGUGACUUUAAUAAAAAAAGAAAUGAGAUGAGGCAUUUGAAGAUAUAGGAAACAAAAAUAACUGACGGAUUUGAUUUCAUGCCCUUGACCUAAUGACUGUUGUUGUAUGUGACACCCAGCGGUGGUAAUCUGAUGUGCUAUAUUUGGAGAAUAUGGGGAUUCGAAUGAAAAGUAAUGGAGAAUAUAUAAUUUUUCUCUCUGCUUGCCUGUUUUCAACAGAGGUGCUAGAGUACAUAUCUGAAAUAUGUAUGUAUUUUUGUUUAAUUGUUGUUCAUAUAUUCACAGCUACCUCGGAGAGUGCAUCUCAAACUCCAACUGGACGACAUACAUUUUUCAAAAGCAACUUGUGAUUUAUCUGGUUGUUACUGCAUUCCAAGUACAAUUUGUAUUUGCUUCACUAGCCGAUAUUGGUGCUUUUACUCAUUUAUCAUUGGCAAUAUUGACAAACCAGCACUUUGGAAUGUACAUGAAUGAGUGAGAUUUUAACAUCAUGGUUAUCACUUGAAAUAAUUAUUAUUUAUAUAACCCAAUAAUUAUGUGUUCUAUAUAAAUUGCACUGAAGUGAAUAUCUGAAAACUUACUGUAUGUAAAGGAUCUUUCAUAAGAGCAUUUGAUUGAAGUAAAUUCACCAGUCCUAGGCCAUUCAAACAUCUAUCAAACAGUAAUGAUGAUUAUGGUUAUCACCAAAUAUCUCUCAAUCUUUAAAAGAUAAAUUUUUCAUCAGUAAUUUACUGUGUUUGAAUAGAAAAGUGAAACAUAUCAAAGGUUCUUUUGUUAGAGUGUCAGAAUGAUUCAGUUUAUGUAUUUCUAUACUCAAAAUGUUAUUGCCUUUUUGUAACACAUCUAAUUCACUUUGUGCAUUAGAGGAGAUAAAUAGACUAAUUUUGAGUUGAAAAGUCUGGUUGAUUAUAUAACCACUAUUGUCACUAAACCUUUCAGUCUCUCAUUGGUAGCCUUGAGUACAUACUGUAUUUUUUAUUGUGUUACAUUUCUUUAUGUGUAUAAGUGAAUAGAUUAUGGUUUGUUUAAUUCAUCCCACUGAUAAAAAGAAAAUGUACUGUACAUUAAACAAAGACAAAGAGUUGACUUGUACAUUUAAUAAUAGGGACAAAAUUAAGAAUAUACACUCACCUAAAGGAUUAUUAGGAACACCUGUUCAGUUUCUCAUUAAUGCAAUUAUCUAAUCAACCAAUCACAUGGCAGUUGCUUCAAUGCAUUUAGGGGUGUGGUCCUGGUCAAGACAAUCUCCUGAACUCCAAACUGAAUGUCAGAAUGGGAAAGAAAGGUGAUUUAAGCAAUUUUGAGCGUGGCAUGGUUGUUGGUGCCAGACGGGCCGGUCUGAGUAUUUCACAAUCUGGUCAGUUAUCUGGGAUUUUCACGCACAACCAUUUCUAGGGUUUACAAAGAAUGGUGUGAAAAGGGAAAAACAUCCAGUAUGCCGCAGUCCUGUGGGCGAAAAUGCCUUGUUGAUGCUAGAGGUCAGAGGAGAAUGGGCCGACUGAUUCAAGCUGAUAGAAGAGCAACUUUGCCUGAAAUAACCACUCGUUACAACCGAGGUAUGCAGCAAAGCAUUUGUGAAGCCACAACAUGCACAACCUUGAGGCGGAUGGGCUACAACAGCAGAAGACCCCACCGGGUACCACUCAUCUCCACUACAAAUAGGAAAAUGAGGCUACAAUUUGCCUAGAGCUCACCAAAAUUGGACAGUUGAAGACUGGAAAAAUGUUGCCUGGUCUGAUGAGUCUCGAUUUCUGUUGAGACAUUCAGAUGGCAGAGUCAGAAUUUGGCAUAAACUGAAUGAGAACAUGGAUCCAUCAUGCCUUGUUACUACUGUGCAGGCUGGUGGUGGUGGUGUAAUGGUGUGGGGGAUGUUUUCUUGGCACACUUUAGGCCCCUUAGUGCCAAUUGGGCAUCGUUUAAAUGCCACGGCCUACCUUGCAUUGUUUCUGACCAUGUCCAUCCCUUUAUGGCCACCAUGAACCCAUCCUCUGAUGGCUACUUCCAGCAGGAUAAUGCACCAUGUCACAAAGCUCGAAUCAUUUCAAAUUGGUUUCUUGAACAUGACAAUGAGUUCACUGUACUAAAAUGGCCCCCACAGUCACCAGAUCUCAACCCAAUAGAGCAUCUUUGGGAUGUGGUGGAACGGGAGCUUCGUGCCCUGGAUGUGCAUCCCACAAAUCUCCAUCAACUGCAAGAUGGUAUCCUAACAAUAUGGGCCAACAUUUCUAAAGAAUGCUUUCAGCACCUUGUUGAAUCAAUGCCACGUAGAAUUAAGGCAGUUCUGAAGCGAAAGGGGGUCAAACACAGUAUUAGUAUGGUGUUCCUAAUAAUCCUUUAGGUGAGUGUAUACCCCUAAUUCAUUCUAAGACUGUAGUUUUUUAAAAUACAAAAUGUACAUUUUUGAAGAUUGGCUUUCAAUUAGCAUUUAUUGUUAUUGUUUUUACUGCUUCAUGGCCAAGAGGUGUAUAUAUUUCAGAACCUGGUAAAUUCUAUUAACUAAUCAAAUAUUUUUAUAAUGAAUUCAGACAGUAAAUACUGUAUGAGAAGACCUUUUGUACAUUACAUUAUUAAGUGGUGUACAUUAUUUAACUGAAUGCUCACUGUGAGUACAUCUAUGGAACCUGUCAAAUAAAACUUACCAACUGUUAUUUCA
Molecule: messenger RNA, 7974 nt
Organism: Xyrauchen texanus (razorback sucker)
Lineage: Eukaryota; Metazoa; Chordata; Actinopteri; Cypriniformes; Catostomidae
Product: collagen alpha-6(IV) chain-like
Exons: 45
Coding region: 341-5296 (1651 amino acids)
Cellular component (GO): collagen trimer; basement membrane
Molecular function (GO): extracellular matrix structural constituent
Source: RefSeq, a predicted model, not a curated record